This is a messenger RNA of Sus scrofa (pig), 7718 nucleotides long. It is a transcript of the gene LRRC17, whose product is annotated as leucine rich repeat containing 17. Lineage: Eukaryota; Metazoa; Chordata; Mammalia; Artiodactyla; Suidae. Gene Ontology annotation, molecular function: protein binding. Gene Ontology annotation, cellular component: plasma membrane. The record is from RefSeq and is a predicted model, not a curated record.
CACAUUCUCCCCCCAGCCCCAACCGAAAGAUUUUCCUUUGUCUGUGUCUUGGUUGCAACUCUAAAGUUUUCAAGACUUGGACUCUGGUAUUAUCAUUGGGCUCAGAGUAUCUACACAGAAGUGGUCUGCUUCCUCAUCCAAUGAACUCUGCCUGUGAGUGGAUGUGACACUCCAGUGGAAGGAAGCCAAGAGCCUAUAGUAGCGAUCCUGGGGAAAAUUUAAGCAGCUGUGGCCAUGUAAUUUAAAACCUCUGAAAAGUGUGCUGCAGUCCGUGCACAGAGUUAGUAUAACAUGAGGGCUGGAUGUAGCCCGUUCUCUGGAGGACUUCUUCGCCUGCCGCAGCAAAGAGAAGGCUGAAAGACAAACCUGGGUGCAGCCGGAAAGGUCCAGAUAGAUGAGCUUGUGGCAUCCGUUCCCCAAAUUCAGGGACGCCAUCGCCGUACCUCACCUGGGUCUCCUUGUUCCCGAACUUCAUUCGUUAAAAUCACCCACACUUGGAUUUCAAAGGAAUACUUUCAUUGUUCCAUCUGUCACACCAAGUAAUUAGGGCCAGCUGGAUGUCAGGAUGCGCGUAGUUACCAUCAUAAUCCUGCUCUUCUUUUGCAAAGCUGCUGAGCUCCGCAGGGCAAGCCCCGGGGGUUCAAGAAACCGAGUGAGUCAUGGCCGGGCUGGUGGGAGCCGGAGAGGCUCCAACCCCGUCAAACGCUACGCACCAGGCCUCCCCUGUGAAGUGUACACGUAUCUUCACGAGAAAUACUUAGAUUGUCAAGAAAGAAAACUAGUUUAUGUGCUGUCCGGCUGGCCAGAGGAUUUGCUGCACAUGCUCUUAGCAAGAAACAAAAUCCGCGUAUUGAAGAACAAGAUGUUUUCCAAGUUUAAAAAGCUGAAAACCUUGGAUCUCCAACAGAACGAGAUCUCCAAAAUUGAGAGUGAGGCUUUUUCUGGUUUAAACAAACUUACCACGCUCCUACUGCAGCACAAUAAGAUCACGGUCUUGACCGAGGAAGUGUUCAUUUAUACACCUCUCCUGAGCUACCUGCGUCUUUAUGACAAUCCCUGGCACUGUACUUGUGAGAUGGAGACGCUUAUUUCAAUGUUGCAGAUUCCAAGGAACCGAAAUCUGGGGAACUACGCCAAGUGUGAAAGCCCCUAUGAACUAAAAAAUAAAAAACUGAAGCAGGUAAAAUCUGAACAGUUAUGUAAUGAAGAAGAAAAGGAACAACUGGAUCCGAAACCCCAAGUGUCAGGGAAACCCCCCAUCAUCAAGCCUGAGGUGGACUCGACUGUUUGCCACAAUUACGUGUUUCCCAUACAGACACUGGACUGCCAAAGGAAAGAGCUGAAGAAAGUUCCAAACAAUAUCCCUCCAGAUAUUGUUAAACUUGACUUGUCACACAAUAAAAUCAGCCAACUUCGUCCCAAGGAAUUUGAAGAUGUUCAUGAGCUAAAGAAAUUAAACCUCAGCAGCAAUGGCAUUCAAUUCAUAGAUCCUGCUGCUUUUUUAGGACUCACACAUCUACAAGAGUUAGAUUUAUCAAACAACAGUCUGCAGAACUUUGACUAUGGAGUACUAGAAGACCUGUAUUUUUUGAAACUCUUGUGGCUCAGAGAUAAUCCUUGGAGAUGUGACUACAACAUCCACUACCUCUACUACUGGUUAAAGCACCACUACAACGUGCAAUAUAAUGGCCUGGAAUGCAAGAUGCCUGAAGAAUACAAAGGGUGGUUUGUGGGGAAAUAUGUCCGGAGUUACUAUGAAGAAUGCCCCAAGGACAAAUUACCAGCAUACCCUGAAACAUUUGACCAGGAUUCGGAAGAUGAUGAAUGGGAAAAAAUACAUAAGGAUUACACAGCAAAGAAGCAAAGUGUAAGAAUCACCAUUGUGGGAUAACUUAGUAAUUGUUCUGGUUGCAACUAGUUUUGUCUUUGCUAUACUGGUGUUGGAAAAUCGCAUGUUUACAUGUUGGAUUAACUGUUAUCUAUUUAUGCAGGAUUAUCCAGCUAAAGGAAGAUUCCCUUAAUUAUUGUAACAAUAUAGUAAUCAAGGGAAUACUCUCAUCCUGCUUGCCUGCCUGUUUGCAAAACAGCCACUGGUAAAUUGUGUUGGGUCCUAAUAAUGGCAUUAGAAUUUCAUAAGGUCCUGUAUAAAUGUUUUUACUGCUUUUGAAAAUAAUAAAAAAAACUUCAUUUUUACAUGCCUUUUAAGAGCUGCCUGUAUAUACCUAAAGAUGAUCAUAAUGAAGAAUAUGAGUGCUUAGUAAUAAUAAAAUGUUAUUCUCUCCCCUCUGCCCCUCCCCCAACUUUUUUUUCAGUAAGUCAGCUUAUGCAUUGAAUACAUUUCCAUUUCUGAUUCCUGUGCACUCCAAAAUGAGGUCCCAGUAAACCCAAAUUCUGAACUACUUUUCACUGAUCCUUGCAAAAAACUGUCAAGCUAGACCUGAAGGAGCAUUGUCACAAGCAAUAAGUCAAGAAUCUGAGAAUAUUAGAGGCUGGUCAGAAGAUGGGACUCUGAGAAGCAGGUGUAGAUGGUGUGAAUCAUGAGCUCUGAACAGGUAUAAACAUAGUAAAUGUGGAAACAACAACACUGGGUUUUUUUUAACAGAGUUCAGACUACAAAGCCACCUAUCAGUGGGAAGGGUCUGAGCCCUUCUUGCUAAGCUACUGUGUCAAGGAGCAUAAGACAGAAUGAAAUUAGGAUUCAGGGUCAGGAUUUGGGGUGAAGAAGAAAUAAUAAAGGAAGUGAUAUCAGAAGGAGGAGAUCAUACCCAAAGAAAAGCCCCUUGAUUUGGGUUGCAGGUUAAAAUUAGCUCACCUAGAGAAACAAUCACCAGAAAGAGGGGGGAAGUACCUGAAGACUGAUCUACUAGUUUGUACUUUUGAUGAUACUAUACUAUUUGAAAAAUAAGAUGAAAAGAAAUACAUAUAUAUGAUUAGAAAUCCCGCUUUUUCUUUUUAUGCAGAUUUCCUUUUCCCACUGAGCUGGAGUAUAUUUCCAUGUUUUAACAAAUAGUAUUGAGCAUUUCUUAAGCACUUACUAGAGGCCAGACACUGUACUAAGAGCUUCACAUAAUCUAGUUCUAAUUCUCAACAGUUCCCUCCAAAGUACAUAAUAUUAUCUGCCUUUUCUACAUGAGGAAUCCAAGGCUUAGAGAGUUGGUAACUUGGAUGAAGCCACAGAACUGGCAGGUGGCAGAACCGGGAUUCAGGUCCACCUAAGUCCUUUGUGCUGUGCAAGGCUACAGAGCACUCUGAAAGUUACCUUUAACCAUAGCUGUCUCACAUCAGAAUUUCCAGAAACAGACACUAAAAGAAAAUAGGUAUUUUCUCCUGACAUACCUAUGAGGGCAAGAGAUAGUCUUUGGGUCAAGUCAGUUAAAUCUGUGUUAAUAUUUUUAGGAAACCAAGAGAGUGGGAGGCUGGAAGAAUUGCUGCAGCUGGCAGUUCAGGAAAUAACUCUGGAUCAUAAGAUUCUAAGUGCUCUGCCCAUUUUACCAGUGGUUUGGGUCAGGGUAGAGACUUAGAGAUACUGAUUCUCAAUACAGAUUCUCACAUUAUUCACUAUGAGGUAUUAAAAGCAGCUGUUGAAUCUGAAGGAUUACCAGAGAAAUGUAAUACAUCACUUCUUGUUCAUGAGCACUCCAGGUGGAAUAUUAGGGACACAAGAAUUAAAUAUCCAAGAUUGAUGGUGGAGAAAGCCUAGGUGAGACCUCAGUAGGAGAUGGGGGCACACAAUGGGGGCAUGAAGGUUCUGGAAAGAAUAAAGUUAUUAAAUAUAAUUCAGACAAAGGCCUAAGUUACUCUCUGGUUUAAUUUUUGGAGGCUAGUUGGGAAUUUUAUUGGUUGAUUUUUAUAUUCAGGAUCAUCCCUACUGACCUAUUUGGAAAUAAAACUCUGGAACACAUCACAAUAGAAAUUGACCUGGACCAUCCAAAAGUAAGUCAUUUAGAAUUGCUAAUAUCUCCCAGGGCCAAAAUCGAAAUACAUUUUUGAACCCUUAAAAUUUGCUCUUUUUCUAUAUCAGAGUUUAUACUUUUUCAGGGAAUCAUGGUUGAUCAAUGAUGGAAUGAACAAUUAUAUACUUCCUCUUCUGCCAAUUUCUUACUUAAUCAUUUAAUAAUUUGCCUUUGGACCUUCCUUCUGUUCAGUAGAUAAUGAAAUUCAGAAAAAAAUUUUAAAUAUAUUUUAUGGUAGUCAAACAUAUUACAAUCCUGAGAUCUACCUAUUUUGCAUAUUUGAGCAUAUAUGUUUAAAUAUCACUUGUGUUUUUACCCAAUUAUCCAAGUGUGUUUUUUUUUCAAUUAGUUUUAAGAUUCUCUGAUUUUUUCUGAAGUAAAUAAGGUUUACUACAAGCUUAAGUCUCCUGACUCCUAAACCUGAGUUAGGUCUGACCUAAUUCCGGAUUAUUUGGGAAAGAUAUUUAACAUUGAAUGGUUCAGAUUUUUCACUUACUAACCAUCCCCCUCUGGAGUUUACGCCCUGGAUCAAUUAACGUCUGUUUCUGAGAAACCCGAACAAGUCUCCUGUUCUGGCAAACAGAAGCAAUUCAGUAAUGAGAACCUACUUGUCUAAAUUCUGUGAGAUGGGGCUUGUUUGCCAGGAGAUGGAGUGUUGGUGAGUGGAUGGGGACAUGUAAUAUGUAUCAGUCAACAGUGUAAGAAAACAGUAUCAGUGAGACAAUGAGUAAAAAUAACAUAAUAUUGUGGGAAAACACAAAUUACUUUAUAAUUUCUAUUCAAAAAAGUUUCAAUAUUAUAUCCUAUGAAUUCCAGAAACAUAAAAAUGCAGCUUUAGAAGUAUUUACAAAUCAAGCUUUUGCUGAACUGCUCACAUCUUACCAAUCAUUGUGAGUGGGAAAAAAAAAAAAAAACUGCAGUCAAGUGGGCUUCUUACCUCUAAUCAUCUCUUUUGCUCAGGCCCAACAACACAACUGCUGAACUUAAAAAAAAUCACUGUGUUUUUACUCUUGCCAAAUGUAUGCUAAAGCAUUUCAUCUUAUACUCUGCACAUUUAACUGUCAAAAUAUUUUAACAAGCAUUUCCUAGCCUUGCCCUCAUCUGCCUUUUAAACAUUUUAAGAGACUAGUAUUUUAAAGUAAAGUUUCUUUUAAAAUUUUUGUGCAUAAGGAUUGUAAGUAUAGCUCUUGGGCUACUCAGCCAAACAGCCCCCCCAAAAUCAGCCAUUAUUUAUCUUCAAUAUAACGAAAAGUGAGAAAGACUUCUCAACAGAAAUGUAUGUAACUUUAGAUACAUCAAUAAAUCAACUGACAUAAGCUGGGCUGGGAAACGGAAAAGCUGAAACAUCUCUGAGAUUGUUGUUUUAUCUUUGAUACACUCAAGAAAUGAACAGUGAUUUUAUUAAAUAAUCUAUGGCAACCAGGCUUUCCUAGGGCCUGUAGCAAGAAACUCUGGGAAAUGGUCCCACCUAUCAGGUAGGGGCACCAGCCACAGGACCUCCCAGGCCACACAGCGAGCCAGAGCAGGAACCAGCCCCACCCGUUAGUGGACCAGCACCAAAUGCAGGACCUCCCAAGCCUCACAACUAACCCAGCAGGCUGGCAUCCAUUGAACUAGACAGGGCCUGGCAACCAACCGGACAGGAACCAGCCAUGUCUUCAAGACUGCCUACUACAGUUGGUCCAGCCUCAGAAGAAGGGCCCACACUGGUCUUAGGGGGCAGCCCUAGAGCAUUUAAAUCUAGUGAUCAUAGAAGAGUGUUCUACUGGGCCCCAUGGGACAUCUCCUACAUGAGGCCACUUCUCUAAAAUUAGCAAGUAUAACAAAUUUACCAAACACAUAGAAAUAAAAACAGAGAAUUAGGCAAAAUGAGAUGAAGGAGUAUGCACCAAAUGAAGAAACAAAACUCCAGAAGAAGAAUUAAGUGAAGAAAUUAAAUAAGAUACCCAAAAAAAUAAUGAUCUAAAGGUGCUCUGUGAAUUAGAAGAAUUAUGAACACAGUAGAAAGUUUAACAGAGUUAGAAAAACAAAGAACCAAACAGAGCUGAGGAAUACAAUAACUGAUAUAAAAAAUACUCUACAAGGAAUCUACCAUAGAUAGAUGAUAGGAACUAAUCAAAGAACUGAAAGACAGAAUAGUGGUAAUCACCCAAUCUCAACAAAAAAAAAAUUUCUGGAACUUCAUCAACUGUACUAACAUUCACAUUAUAGGGCGUCCCAGAAGGAGAAAAGAGAAAAGGGCAGAAAACUUAUUUGAAGGCAUCAUAGGUGAAAACUUCCCUAACUGGGAAAGGAAACAGACAUCCAGGUCCAGGAAGCAGAGAGUCCCAUAAGAUCACUCAGUGAGGUCCACACCAAUAUACAUUAUAAUCUAAAUGGCAAACAUUAAAGGGAGAUCUUAAGAGCAGCAAGGGAAAACAACAAAUAAUAUAUAAGGGAAUUCCCAUAAGACCAUCAACUCACUUUUCAGCAUAAAUUCUGUAUGCCAGAAGGGAGUGGCAUGAUAUAUUUAAAAUGGCGAAAGGAAAAUCAAUCUACUCAGCAAGGCUAUCAUUCAUAUUUAAAGAAAAGAUCAGGAGUUACACAAGCAAAAGCCAAAAGAAAUUGGGUUUACAAGAAAUGUUCAAGAAAUUUGACUAAGUGGAAAAGAAAAGACCACAACUGGUCUUUAUGUAAUAUGAAAAUUACAAAAGGAAAAGUCUCAUUGGUAAAUACAUAUAUAAAGUAAAGGUAGUACAUCAACCAUUUCUAAACUUGGAAGGCUAAAAGACAAAAGUAGUAAUAAUCAUCUCUAUUAACAAUAAAUAGUUAAGGAGUUCCUGCUGUGGUGCAAUGCGAUCAGCAGUAUCUUGAGAGUGCUGGGAUGCAGGUUCGAUCUCUGGCUGGGCACAGUGGGUUAAGGAUCCAGCAUUGCUGUAGCUGUGGCUUAGGCUGCAACUCAAAUAUGAUGUGAUCCCUGUCCCAGGAACUCCAUAUGCCUCAGGACGGUUGGAAAAGAGCAAUAAAUAAUUAAGAGACAAAACAAAGAAGUAUAAACUAUGAUUUCAAAAACAAACUUGGGAGUAAAAAUGCAGAGUUGUUUAAAUGUGUUCAAAUUUAAGAAAUUAGCAACUUAGUCAAAUAUAUAUGAAAAUUGCUAUAUAUAUAUACCUCAUGGUAACCACAAAUCAAAAAUCUAUAAUCAAAAAUUAUUUUUAAAAAAUCCAAAUAUAACACCAAAGAUAAUCAUCAAAUCACAAGGAAAGAGAGCAAGAAGCAUCCAACUACAGCAGCUCAGGUUGCUGCAGAGGUGCAGGUUUGAUCCCUGGCCUGGAGCAGUGGUGUAAAGGAUCCAACAUUGUCUCAGUGCAGCAUAGGUCAAAGCUGUGGCUCAGGUUCAAUCUCUGGCCUGGGAAUUUCCGUAUGCUGUGGGUGUGGCCAUAAAAAUAAAUAAAUCAUUUAGUAGCUCUAUAUAUACUGACAUGAAAAGAUUUCCAGGACAUAAAAGAAAACAUUAAACAAUAUGAUCCCUUUCAUGUUAAAAUUGUGUACUUUUAAUCAAUACAUAAAUGUAUUUUAGAAAAACAGAAAAAUUGAUAGCAUCGAGUACCAUUGGGUAAAUGAAUGGAUUUGAGAGAAAAGUAGAUUUUUGCUUCUACUGUCUAUACUUAGAAUUUCUUAAGGAGAAUAUGUUCUUAUGUUUUUAAUCCAUUGUAGUGGAUAAAUUAAUGGUGUAUAAAUACAUAUAUAUUCCAGACAAAUGCUAGACCAAAAAAAAAAAAAAAA